AUGUUUUCUGUGUUACAGGUGCUGUGUUGUGUGGUUCACAACCUGUGUAGUAUUGAAUUACCUGACCUGGAUGAUGAAGUCCUGCAUCUUCAGCUCCUCACUGUCUGCUACUUAGAUGUCAAACUUCAUCCUGGUUUCCAGAACUUCCAAGUACCUGACCUGGAUGAUGAAAUCCUGCAGCUACAGCUCCUCACUGUCUGCUGCUUAGAUGUCAGAUUUCAUCCUAGUAGCCAGAACUUCCAAGUACCUGACCUGGAUGACGAAAUCCUGCAGCUACAGCUCCUCACUGUCUGCUGCUUAGAUGUCAGACUUCAUCCUAGUAGCCAGAACUUCCAAGUACCUGACCUGGAUGACGAAAUUGUGCAGCUUGAGCUCCUCACUGUCUGCUGCUUAGAUGUCAAACUUCAUCCUGGUAGCCAGAACUUCCAAGUACCUGACAUGGAUGACGAAAUAGUGCAGCUUGAGCUCCUCACUGUCUGCUGUUUAGAUGUCAAACUUCAUCCUGGUAGCCAGAACUUCCAAGUACCUGACCUGGAUGACGAAAUCCUGCAGCUACAGCUCCUCACUGUCUGCUGCUUAGAUGUCAGACUUCAUCCUAGUAGCCAGAACUUCCAAGUACCUGACCUGGAUGACGAAAUCCUGCAGCUACAGCUCCUCACUGUCUGCUGCUUAGAUGUCAGACUUCAUCCUGGUAGCCAGAACUUCCAAGUACCUGCCCUGGAGGACGAAGUCCUGCAGCUUCAUCAUCCCCUUGCCCGCUAAUCUGAUAUACAUGUAAAACACAUGUACCAUUAGCACUUCCAUGCAGAGUGGACAAGUACACUGUACAACACAGAUCCAUGCAUAUAGUGUGAGCUAGCGUGAGGUGUAUUCGAGACAGCCUGAUGUGUGCAGGUGCCAGCGUCGGCCAGAUGUGUACAGGUACAUGCCUGCCCCAAAGAUGUGUGUUCGGGCCAACCUCCUGUGUGUACGGGCCAACCUGAUAUGUGCACGCGCCAGCCCCAACCGAACGUGGGCACAGGCUAACCCCAAUCUUAUGUUUUGUACCCUCCAGGUUGAUAUAUUCACGCAUCCACCCCAACCUAUCGUACCUGAUGUUUGCAGGCGCCAGACCCAGUCAGAUGUUUGCACGCGCCA
This is a messenger RNA of Liolophura sinensis, 1137 nucleotides long. RefSeq lists its product as uncharacterized. Lineage: Eukaryota; Metazoa; Mollusca; Polyplacophora; Chitonida; Chitonidae. The transcript is spliced from 2 exons. The record is from RefSeq and is a predicted model, not a curated record. The coding region runs from base 1 to 762 and encodes 253 amino acids.